GGGUCGGGCCGGGCCGGGCCGGGCUGAAUGGAGCGGCUCCGGGGCCCGGGUUCUCGCCGCUCCGUCACCCCGCGCCCAGGCCGAGCAAACCUUGGCCAGGCGCUGGCCUGGCAGGCUCCUGCCGCAGGGCCCAGGGCCGGUGGUUGCGAGCGCUGGCGGGGAGCAGCCCGGCCUGUCACGGCUCCAGGGCCCGGCCUGGGCGCCCGUCAUGCGAGCUGGGCUGCCGGGAGGGCGGCCUGUCCGCUCCGCCCGCUCCCGGGCUUGUGGCCCGGUCCCGCAGACACACACAGAAACUGGAAAUAAACCUGUAAGAGGCAAGCCUUCGUUGUGAUUGUGUGCACUGGAUAAUCUUGUGUCCAAGCUGGGGUGCAGCAGCAAUGGAUCGUCUUGGACAAGCAGUGGCGGGUCUGGAUGGCAGACAGAAGCUAUACCCAGUGGCAGAACGGUCAAGAACCAGAGGACAUAGAGGAUGACGACUGACAAAAGAAUCAAGAGUGGCAUGAGGAAAAAGAUGCUGAAGCAGCUAGUGCUGGGAGAGAGGAGUGGAACUGGCCUCAGCGAUUGGAGAGGCCAGUGUGUCUGUGUCUCAGCGCUGCAUGGCUGCGAUGGCGCCCGCUCUCACAGAAGCGGCAACCGAAGCUCACCGUAGGUUCAAACUGGCGACACCAUCCUCAUCCCUAUCACCCUCAGGCACAACUGACACCGACAAUAGCAAUUCCAUUAAUAACAGUGCCAAAAGGAAAGCUUUUGCAGAGGACCAUAGUCUGGAUUUCCGCAAUAACUCCAGGAAGGAAGAUCAGUGCAAGUUGCUGUCACCACGUUGCUGCUUUGAUGGAGGAUCUCGUCCACCACCACCAGAAUCAGUGAAACUUCAAGGAUCUUUAAGCAAGCACGGAAUUAUUAAGUCUCAUACCGUCCUGUCCCACUCUUUACUGGAAGCCAGUGUGCUUGGGUCAGAUUUGAUUGAUGGUCAGGUGGCUGUGGAAUUUUCUCCUAAACUUAUUAAAACAAUGAAUGCAGGUAACAGUUAUCCAUCACUGCCCCCUUCCCCAGAACCACCAGUUAAUGGCUUAGCCAAGAAAUCUGCUGGCAAUCCACAUUCAGAUUACGAUUUGAACGUUGCAAAGACUGGGCGAAAGACUGGAUCUAGUCAAGCUGAAGACUUCAAUAAAUUGGUAUCCAUUAUGUCCAGUAAAAUAACAAAAGAGGACGUGGCAGGGGAACCAAGAAAUUUCAAACAAUUGAGCACUGUUGAUGAGGAUUUACAAGCAUCAGAAUUUGCCAGGCACUUGGAGUUGGGGGAAAAGGGUAUUGAAAAUACUAAGGUUAUGUCCUCACCAGAGGUCUCUGAUGGAAUUUCUGGAAGUACUGAUAGUGCAAGGGAUCUUUCUGCCUCCGAGGUCAACACCUUGAAUAUUCUUGACACUGAGGUUCACAGUAGGACUUUGCUGGCUCAGACCAGACAAAGUGAAAUUAGACGAAGAGCCUACAGACUUAAGAAACGACUGGAAGUUGUUCAAGUAAAGCAGGUUGAGCGUCAUGUCCAGCAGCAACUGGGAGGAUUUGUGGAGAAAACUCUGCAUCAUCUUCCACCUUUGGAUUGCUUGAAGGGCCAGGAUGGGUCUCUACAAAAUGACUUAGUUUAUGGCUGUAAAUCCAGUUCCAUUUCAUGGAAAGGGGACAAGAGCGCUUCAGAAACAUUGGAAAAUUUCUUCAAGAGCAGUUCAGUGACUAAAGGGCUUGAAAAGUUUAUUUCGAGCUCUGACUCAAAGUUACGAUUCAGUGAGAAUGCUUUUGAUUCUGAUGUUACAGAGAGCAGCUCUGGCGGGGAGUCUGAUAUUGAAGAGGAAUCAAAAACCAAAGUGGAAACAAAGCAAUAUCUUGCACCUUCGCGGCAGUGCUCAGAAUGGCGGUGGGCAAUCGAACGGGCUGCUAUUGUGAGCCGCUGGAACUGGCUGCAAGCUCAUGUAUCAGAUUUAGAGUAUCGCAUCCGCCAACAGACAGACAUUUACAGGCAAAUCCGUGCCAAUAAGGGUUCAGUUGUGCUUGGAGAUGUUCCACCCUUAGAAGACUUGAGCCAGCUGCCUGUCUGCUCCCCAGAUAGAGCAGAAUGCCCAUCUCUAAUUGAACUGAAAGCUCAUGGUACUGGUGGCAAUGUUGAGAUGUCAGUCUAUGGACGUUCUUCAUUACCCAGAAUUGCGGGUAAACAGUUUCAACAUAACAAAAAAGGAAAAGGGCCAGAAGCAAAAGUCUGGGCACCCUGCAUGGUUAUUCCCCCUGUUCAUCCCAUAGAAAAUGUAACAUCUUCCACACCAGCCGAAUCUACACCAACAAAGGCCUGCUGCCACUCUAGACCUGUCAAUGGAGUAGUCAACAGCGUUCAUAGCUUGCUUCCUGACAGCAAUUCAGCUGACAGCUCAGAUGCUGAAGAGCGACUAAAUAAAAAGCAGAGGUUGAAUGCAUUGCCUGUAUCCCUCAAUACUACCUGCACCGCAGCGCGAGUUCGUCCACUACUAACUUGUAAAAAACGGAGGCUCAUCAGACCCAAUAAUAUUCAGCCACUCAACCAGAAGAACCAGUACCCUCUUACAGUGAAGUGUAACUGUAAUGUCACAACAUCGUGUAUUAUGUGUGGCUCCAAGAAUUCUGAGUCACAAGAAAAUCAGUACAACAUGCCCAUGUCAGAGCGGCUUGCAUUGUUAGAUGCUUGUCUACACCCAGUCUUGUCAUUCUGUGAUGAUAUCCCACUGAAUAUGCACUUGCAACCUGUUCUUAAAGGUUAUCCACAGAAUAAAUCACUGGAUAAGAGCAAAGCUUCCAAAAAGCUGUUGCUAAAACACAAAGGCUUAUCAGCAGUUUGUUUGUCAGAUCCAACCCGGAGAGCGCAGCAAAAACUGACCAACUCCAUACUCGCAUCAGCAAAGUAUGUCUACAAUAAGAAUCGCACAGAGAAGACACUUAAACAGCAUUUUGAUGAUUUGCUGUCAGUCUCCAAGUUCGAGAACGCUAACGUACAGGAGAGAUUCCUAAACAAAAGGAGACAGCGUGAACCUUCAUCAGAAGUAAUGGAAGCUCGACCAGCCCUUUCGGACAUGGGGAGCCCAUAUGGUUCUACAGAUAGCUGUCACACCUCAUCCCACGGCUCGCUGCUGCGGCAGUUAUCUUCAUCGGAGAGCUCUGCACCAAGCAUGACCAACACACACACUGUGGCCUCCACUUUGCAGGCAAUCCGAAAGCGAAGGGGAGAAAGUUCCUUUGACAUUAACAACAUUGUGAUCCCAAUGUCUGUUGCUGCAACAACUCGGGUGGAGAAGCUUCAGUAUAAGGAGAUCCUAACACCAAGCUGGCGUGUGAUGGAUUUAAAAGCUGAUUUAACAAAUAACAGGUUCAGUGAAGAGGAGCACGAAGAGAUGGAGGAUCUUUCUGAUGCAGCGUUUAGUUCUCGACACACAAAAUAUGAGGAGUUUGAGCGUUCCCGGUGGACAACGUGGUUAGCCUCCCCUGUCAGUGCCCAGAGGCGUGGAAGCAGAUCUUACAAAUCAACGGAUGAACAUUCGACCCCUCAGCCUGUUUCUCCUGAUGUCAAUUAUCACAGUCUGGGAGAUUUAACCCUUUCAGGCUCACCUUCCAGCCCUUCUGCACCACCAGUCAAUCCAGACACGAAUUAUUCCCCCCUUUCUCAAGAACAUGUUGCACGGAUUUCCAGUGAGGAUACACGCUGUUCCACCCCAGAUAUUGGCCAUGAAGAACAGACUAUUCAGCCCUGGGAGAAGCGAACAUUCCCACUGGCGUAUGACCCAGGGACAGAACGUGAGAGUCGAGCUGCAACUGGCCACAGGCAAACCAGAAACAGUCGGCGAUCAUCUGGAGGCAGUAACAGAGGAAGCAGGGAGUUAGAGAGUGGUGGACUAGCCACAGUUCAGCGCGAUGACAAGCAGAGACAUUCUGUAUCUCUGCGGCUCUCACACAGAUAAAAAAAAAAUUAGUGGCAGAUACACUUUUCUUGACGUUUGAUAUUCAAACAUCACCCAAACAAAAUUCACAGUUUUAGUGAAUUUAGAGUCCAUUUUAGACAACUUCCUUCUUAAAUUUUCUGUCACCAGCCUAAGUUAUUCCAACAGAGGUUAGUUUGAGUUAAAUUCUAGGGUAAAAGCUGGAUUGAUUGGUUCUUUGGCUGUUGGGCCAUAUUAAUAAACCAAAACAAAGUCUAAAAAAUCCACGUAGUUGCAGAUUGUUGAUCCUUCAAAUCAACAAUGGAAUAUACAUUCAGCAAUGUUCAAAAGCAGUCCAGUUUCAUAACCACUUUUAUUACUGUUUUGCUGUCUUGUUGGAGGCCAAGAUGAGUAAAUGUCUCACUUUUAUGAAAACCACAUUGUUUCCUAUUUUGAGCUUUGAAGUGUACAUCAACUCAGUGCACCUGGGCCAGCAGCUUCACCCACAGGUUCACUUGAAUCAAACCCCAUAAUGGUUGGGUUUUAAUUUGUUCUAGGCUAGGUGAGUUGGGAUAUAUUACAGUCAUGGGCACUGAUUCAGCUGACUGGGUUCAAGAGAGAGUUGACUGCUGCAUAGUUGUGGAUAUUUUGGAGAGUUGGGUAUAUCUGCACUCUGGCUGCUCCUUUGUGUUCCUGAAUCUUGUUUUCAAACUGCUAUUGAGUGUCAGCUGGAGGCCAAUGUUUGAGGGCUUGUCAUUUGGAAAGAGGAUCUUGGGACAUAGUCAAAUUCCAAUGAGUGAUUGUAUUGGGUCAGCAAACAAUGUACAGAUAACAUGUUGUUUGUAUCGUCUCAGUAAAAUGAGCUUCCUCUUUGAACAAUUCAGAACCUUGAGGUUGCUUAUGUCCCUUAAUGUCAAAGCAGGUGACAGUCCCUUUCAGGAACCAUGAAAGCAGUAAUAGAGAUGGAUGUUGUGUUUCCAGAUGGAUUGCCACAGAGUAUAAACAAGAAGGAAAAUCUUUGGGAGCACAUUGCAUUAUCUUAAUCUGCAUUAUUUGUGAAAAGUUGUCCUGGUGAUGGAUUCUUUGAAGUAAAGGUUUAAUGUUCUCAUUGUAUAGCCACAUUAUCCAUGAAUCCCCAGGCAGCUAUCUCACCACUUACCAGGAUCUGGAGUUACAGAGAGGUCUUACAGUACAAGGACACAAGCUCCAGCAGUUCCCAGUUAAAAAAAAAUCCAUUAAAAAAAAAUUGAAUGCACAUGUAAAACUUGGGCCAAUUUGAGAGGGAAUCCAAUGGUUCUCAAAGCCAUGAUGCUUCCCUGGAGUAAGGCUGUAAUGUAAACAUGGGAAAGUUAGGCCUGACAGCACCUGGAAAAAGCAGAUUAUUUGGAUGCAUUUCCAUCAUGUCCAACCAAACCCAUCUCUACUCCCCACCCCCACCCCCCCUUCACAUCUUUAUUAUGGAGUAUCUUACUUCAACCUUCUGCAUCUCUGUGGAGAACAUGAACACUGUUGGUGAGUUGAUCUCUGGUAACACACACAGUGGAGCUGACUAAUGUAAGCCAUGAGCAGGAGGAACAGAGGAGGUUGAGGCCUGCAGGAUUUCACACUCAGAUCCCUUUCAGAAUUACCGCACCUCCUUUUGUAAAGGUUGGAUCAGCUCUUCCCUAGGCGCUGUUUUACUGGAACCAUUUCCAUUUUCUUGCAAUGGUGACACACACAUAUUCAAAAGGCUGCUGGUAAUGUAAACCAAAGAUGGGAAGGAGGAACAGAUGUUUUCAUACAAAAUGUCCUCCACAGAUGGGCAUCUGCCUCCACCUGUGGUGGGACAAUGGGACAGUGCUGUGAUUUUUCCCUGGCAUUUGAUGCCACUCCUGUGGGCAUAGGUUUCCCCCAUCUGCUGUGUCUUAAAUGCUGUGCUGCAGGCACAAGGUUCUGCUAAUGGAUUGGCUCGUCCUCAUGCCCAUCCACAUCUAAAUGUGGCUGAAGUCUAUGCCAGGGUUUGAAAUUGGCAGGAAUUCUCUACUUAAUAACUCACCUGUAGUACAGGUGCCCAAGCGCUCCCUUGAGGCAGAGGUAGCACUGAGGUUGUGGGUGCCCUCUGAUUUGGAGAGUGAGUUGGUGUACCCUGAUCCCGUGACAAUUUGAGGAGGGAGAGGCUGACUGUGACUCCUGAUGAGAAGCGAACAACAAUCUGAAAGUAGUUUUGUCCAGCAGGUGGUUCCUAUUCAUCUUGGUUGUGGGAUGGUGAUUGAGUGGAGGGAAGGAAAGAACUCUAUCGAAUGGUGCUGGUGAUAGACAGUAGGGCAUCAAUGAGCUGUUUGUGUCUUGCACCAUCUGAAUCAGACACAGUCUCAUACUUUCUCCUUGUCAAUUGCCUUUACUCAUCACAGCCAUUCAAAUGUGUCUGACCACUUUUAAAUGUGCGUUUAAUCAAAGCUCUUUUGUUGAAACUGGGAAAGAUUAACGCAAGGUGGAGGAUUUUUGUUGGGCUAGUGAGGUUUCCAAAACUGCAGGAGUAAACAUCACAGAAACCUGAUAAGAUCUGUGGUUUGCCAAAGAAAAGACUUUAUAGAAAUGGGUCUUAUCAGGGCUGAGCAACAGAAUUCAUAAAACCCAGUUACUGUCUAGUUUUCUGGAAAGUGCUAACAUUUUGGUUUUAAAUAAUUUUGCAAGUGGGGCUGUGGUGCAUAAUACGUAGGUAUGUUUUUUUUAAUGCAUGUGAUCAAUUAACCGGGAUUCUUUACCUCUUUGGGAGUGAGGGGUAUGUAGAUUUGAACAGUGACUCUAAAUCAGUAUUAACCUAUAUUUAGGUUUCAACUAAUGUUCCUCUUUUCUCAGCGCUUAGCAUUCUGUGAAUGCGGAACAUAGGAAACAGCUUGGUAAAAAGCAUUGUAGAUUCUGUCAUUCACUCCAAACCAAAUUUAUCUUUUCAACUGACCAGAACUUCCCCCUGUUGAGGAACAGCACGAAAGUACAAGCCAUAUUCUUUUAGUGUUUGCUUCCAACCUGGAGCCUUGGAACUUGAAACAAGAUUUGUAACUGAAUCAGCAUAAUCAAUCAAUAAAUUAUCACAGUACACUUCAGACCACUUUACGUUCAUGGCAUGGAUGAAAUCUACAGCCUAGCUGUUGUCACCAAUUAAUUACACCUUCAAAUCAGCCUGACAAGUGUUGGAGCCAUCUUGGUUUACAUUAGGACAGGUCUGACUCAAUCCCAAUGUCCUGUGUCUGCCGCACCAGCUGUUGUCACCAGCUGAACCUCACUGUUUGUCCUAUCACUCCAGUGAGUUGGUUGAACAGAUAGUCCACGUUUUCUUAAAUGUUUGCGUUCUCUAGCUUUCUAGUAUUUGAGUUUUUUUGGCAAGAUCCACUGGCCACUUUCCCAGUGUUGCUUUUCAAUCAUGCGCUGAAGGUGCACAAUCCAGGUUUCCUCAAUAAUCUGCUUUCAGCUGUUGAAAGAGCAGUGGAUAGGUCAAUAACUUUGGCAGUUUUUUUUUACAUCUGUUCCUGAAAUAUUAAGAGUAAAUGUUAGCAGAGUUGAAAUAAGUUAGUUAUCAAAUGAAGAGGAAAUGCAUGAUGUGAGGGUCCAGGAAUGUUCAUUCCCAUCAGAAGUUGUUCUCAAGCUUACACAGUCAUAAGCACUAUUGCUGAUGGAUUGACUCUAUUGGUAGGUCAGCCUGUCCCGGUGCAGUUUGGUUGUCCACCUGCUCUGUCCUGGCGUAAGGUGUUACAGAAUCUGUUAGAGAAGCCUUGUGUUAGAUUUCCAUUUCAAAGAUAAAUGAUAUUUUGUGUUUGUGCUACAGAUACGAUGGGGCCAGUUCCACUCUCAGUCCCUGUGACCCAAUCAUUCUGAAAAUUGUUAAUUAUACCUGUUUCCAUGUGGUGUCAAAAGCUUUGUUAGCCUUGUGCCUGUCCUUGUGUAUUUCCACCUUGGGCAUUGGAAAGUGUAAAGACAAAAUCAGUUUUUUUUGAUCUUUUUAUAUUCAUUAAAUGAAAAUUGUAGCUGACUGCUUUGAUUGUAGUGUCCUUACCCUUGUAAAAAAAAGAAUUCUAUUUUGUACAUUUUCUUUUUGAAAGCUGUGUAUGAAGAUAUGGGCUGUCAUUGUCCUCAUUGUAUAGAAUGUUUUUCUUCAUUCAGGAAAGCAGUACUUUAUGAUUUAACCAACCCAAAUGUUAAGCACAACUCGUGCUUAUAAAAAUAAAAUUUUAAAAAUAG
Pristis pectinata (smalltooth sawfish) is the source of this 8147-nucleotide messenger RNA. RefSeq names its product KAT8 regulatory NSL complex subunit 1-like. Gene Ontology annotation, cellular component: NSL complex. NCBI's taxonomy places the organism in Eukaryota, Metazoa, Chordata, Chondrichthyes, Rhinopristiformes, Pristidae. The coding region runs from base 597 to 3974 and encodes 1125 amino acids. The transcript is spliced from 18 exons. The record is from RefSeq and is a predicted model, not a curated record. Gene Ontology annotation, molecular function: histone acetyltransferase binding.